Molecule: messenger RNA, 8660 nt
Organism: Labrus bergylta (ballan wrasse)
Lineage: Eukaryota; Metazoa; Chordata; Actinopteri; Labriformes; Labridae
Source: RefSeq, a predicted model, not a curated record
GGAAGACAACGCAACCUGCACUCGUAUGUCGAGAUACAGACUGAAACAAAUGGUUAGAAGAACAGGGGGAGAGAGAGAUCGUGAAACAGGGCACAGAAGGUUUUUCAAGUCUGGAUGUGGGAUUUAGCAGCCAAACAAUGACGGGACGAUGUGUGAAGGUGAAGACCGAGGAGCAGAUUGCAGACGAGCAGGCCUGGUAUGGAUCCGAGAAAGUCUGGCUGGUACACAAAGAUGGAUUCUCCCUGGCCACCGUGGUGAAGACAGAGGCCGGCUCUCUGCCAGAGGGAAAGGUGAAAAUCAAACUGGAGCAUGAUGGGACUUUACUGGACGUGGACGAAGACGAUAUAGAAAAGGCUAACCCUCCCUCGUUCGACCGCUCUGAGGACCUGGCCUCUCUGCUCUACCUGAAUGAAUCGAGUGUGAUGCACUGUCUGAGGCAGCGCUACGGAGGAAACCUCAUCCACAGCUACGCCGGGCCCAACACGGUGGUCAUCAACCCCCUCAGCAUGCCCUCCAUGUACUCCGAGAAGGUGAUGCACAUGUUCAAAGGCUGUCGGCGUGAGGACUCAGCUCCCCACAUCUACUCGGUGGCCCAGUCGGCCUACAGGAACCUGCUCACCACCCGUCAGGAUCAGUCCAUCGUGCUGCUGGGAAAGUCUGGCAGCGGCAAAACCACCAACUGCCAGCACCUGGUCCAGUACCUGGUCUCCAUCGCCGGGAGCACGGGCAAAAUCUUCUCUGCUGAGAAGUGGCAGGCCGUCUACACCAUCCUGGAAGCUUUUGGAAACAGCUCCACGUCCAUGAACUCCAACGCCAGCCGCUUCUCCCACGUGGUGUCCCUCGACUUUGACCAGGCGGGGCAGGUGGCGUCCGCCUCCAUCCAGACGAUGCUGCUGGAGAAGCUGAGGGUGAGCAGACGACCUGAGGCCGAGUCCACUUUCAACGUUUUUUACUACAUGAUGGCCGGAGCCGACAGCAGCCUCAGGACCGAGCUGCACUUCAACCACCUGGCUGAGAACAGCGCUUUUGGGAUCCUCCCCCAGUCGAAGCCGGAGGACAAACAGCGUUCCUCUCAACAGUUCACGAAGCUGCAGGCGGCCAUGAAGGUGCUCGGCAUCUCUGCAGAGGAGCAGAAGGCUCUGUGGCUCAUCCUGGGGGCCGUUUACCACCUGGGGGCCGCAGGGGCCACUAAAGACGGAGAUGAAGCGGGUCGUCGUCAGUUUGCGCGUCAUGAAUGGGCUCAGAAGGCGGCUUACCUGCUGGGCUGCACCUUAGAGGAGCUCUCGUCCUCCAUCUUUAAACACAAGGCCAAAGGACUGCAGCACUCCACCUCCUUCAGAGGAGGGUCAGACGAGGCCGGACAAGGGGACGGCACAGGCUCUAAGGUCACAGCUCUGGAGUGUUUGGAGGCCAUGGCAUCUGGACUCUACUCGGAGCUCUUCACUCUCGUCAUCUCCCUCAUCAACAGAGCUCUGAAGUCCAGUCAACACUCGCUCUGCUCCUUGCUCAUCGUGGACACGCCGGGUUUCCAGAACCCUCGUCUGGCUCAGCAGCAGCGAGGAGCCACGUUCGAGGAGCUCUGUCACAACUACACCCAGGAGAGGCUGCAGACGCUGUUCCAGGAACGCACCUUCGUCAAAGAGCUCGACAGAUACAAGGAGGAAAACAUAGAGCUUGCUUUAGAUGACAUAGAGUCCAGUACAUCUCUGUCUGUAGCAGCUAUUGACCAAGCCUCCACACAAGCUCUGGUUCGUACUCUGGCGCGGACGGAUGAGGCGCGGGGUCUUCUCUGGCUGAUGGAGGAGGAGGCGGUUCAGCCUGGAGGUUCAGAGGAGACGAUGCUGGAGAGACUCUUUAGCUACUACGGUUCUGCACAGGGAGACAACAAAGGAGCCAAUCUGCUGCUGCGAGGAGAGAAGCCCCUCCUCUUCCUGCUGGGUCACAGCCAUGGGACGGACUGGGUGGAGUACAACACUCAGGGCUGGCUGAGCCACGCCAAGAACAACCCUGCAGCCCAGAACGCUGCCAUGCUGCUGCAGGACUCCCAGAAGAAGAACAUCAGCGGUCUGUUCAUGGGCCGGGCCAGCGGCGCCACGGUGCUCUCAGGCUCCAUCGCCGGGCUGGAGGGAAGCUCCCAGCUCGCCCUGAGACGAGCCACCAGCAUGAGGAAGACCUUCACCACAGGCGUCGCUGCAGUGAAGAAGAGGAGUCUGUGUAUACAGGUCAAACUACAAGUGGACGCUCUGAUCGACAUGGUGCGUCGCUCCAGGGUUCACUUCGUCCACUGUCUGCUGCCCAAAGCUGAGGCGGUGGGUGGAGGAGGUGAGCCCCGCGUGACCCAUGGAGAAAGCUCCGACUCAGGCCUCAUGACUCUGGACGUGGGUCUCCUAAGAGCUCAGCUCAGAGGGUCCAAACUGCUGGACGCUCUGCGGAUCUACCGACAAGGAUACCCCGACCACAUGGUGUUCUCUGAGUUCAGGAGGAGGUUUGACGUCCUGGCUCCACAUCUGACCAAGAAACAUGGACGUCACUACAUCGUGACGGACGAGAAGAGGGCGGUGGAGGAGCUGCUGGAGUCGCUGGAGCUGGAGAAGAGCAGUCACUACAUGGGGCUGAGCCGGGUGUUCUUCAGAGCUGGGACUCUCUCCAGGCUGGAGGAGCAGCGGGACGUUCAGACCAGGAGGAACAUCUCUCUGUUCCAGGCCGCCUGCAGAGGAUACCUGGCCCGACAGGCCUUCAAGAAGAGGAAGAUCCAGGAUCUUGCCAUCCGCUGCAUCCAGAAGAACAUAAAGAAGAACCGCGGCGUCAAAGGCUGGCCGUGGUGGAAGCUGUUCACCACCGUCAGACCUCUGAUCGAGGUGCAGCUCACUGAGGAGCAGAUCCGCGGCAAGGACGAAGAGAUCCAGAUGCUGAAGCAGAAACUUGACAAGGUGGAGAAAGAGCGGAACGAGCUGAGACUGAACACCGAUCGACUUGAGAGUCGGAUCUCAGAGCUGUCGUCGGAGCUGUCCGAUGAGAGAAACACCGGGGAGUCGGCCUCCCAGCUGCUGGAGACGGAAACCUCUGAGAGACUCCGCCUGGAGAAGGAUAUGAAGGAACUUCAGGCGAAGUUUGACAGCACGGCGAAACAGAUGGAGUCCAUGGAGAUGGAGGUGAUGGAGGCCCGACUCAUCCGGGCGUCCGAGCUCAACGGAGAGAUGGACGACGACGACACAGGAGGAGAAUGGAGGCUGAAGUACGAACGAGCCAUCAGAGAGAUCGAGUUCACCAAGAAGAGGCUGCAGCAGGAGUUUGAUGACAAGCUGGAGGUGGAGCAGCAGAACAAACGGCAGCUGGAGAGGAGGAUCAGCGACCUGCAGGCCGAUAACGAGGAGUCUCAGAGAAACGUCCAGCAGCUGAAGAAGAAAACCCAACGACUGACGUCUGAGCUGCAGGACACCAAACUCCAUCUGGAGGGCCAACAGAGCCGCAACCACGACCUGGAGAAGAAGCAGAGGAAGUUUGACAGCGAGCUGAGUGCGGCGCAGGAGGAGGUGCAGAGGGAGAGGAGCCUGAGGGAGAAACUGGCCCGAGAGAAAGACAUGCUGAGCGGGGACGCCUUCAGCCUCCGACAGCAGCUGGAGGACAAAGACCUGGAGGUGUGUGCGGUCAACCUGAAGGUGGACCAGCUGGAGGCCGAGCUGCAGGACCUCAACUCCCAGGAGUACAAGGAUGAGGCGUCGCUGGCCAAGGUGAGGAAGCAGCUUAGGGACAUUGAAGCCAAGGUGAAGGACCAGGAGGAGGAGCUGGACGAGCAGGCCGGCACCAUCCAGAUGUUGGAGCAGGCCAAGCUGCGUCUGGAGAUGGAGAUGGAGCGCCUGCGUCAAACACACUCCAAAGAGAUCGAGAGCAAAGAUGACGAGGUGGAGGAGAUCCGACAGUCCUGCAGCAAGAAGCUGAAGCAGAUUGAAGUCCAGCUGGAGGAGGAGUACGACGAGAAGCAGAAGGUGCUGAAGGAGAAGAGAGAGAUUGAGUCAAAGCUCCUGACUGCACAGGAUAAGGUGAGAGGAGGCGACGUAGAGACGGAGAAGCGUCUGAGGAAGGACCUGAAGAGAACCAAAGCUCUGCUCGCUGACGCUCAGAUCAUGUUGGACCACAUCAAGAACAACGCGCCCAGCAAGAGGGAGAUCGCCCAGCUCAAGAACCAGCUGGAGGAGUCUGAGUUUACCUGUGCGGCCGCAGUGAAAUCUCGCAAGUCCAUGGAGGUGGAGAUAGAAGAUCUGCACAUUCAGAUGGAGGACAUUUCCAAAACCAAACAGGCGCUGGAGGAGCAGCUGAGUCGUCUGCAGAGGGAGAAGAACGACCUGCAGUCCAGGAUGGAGGAGGACCAGGAGGACCUGAACGAGCUGAUGAAGAAACACAAAGCUGCCGUGGCCCAGUCGGCUCAGAACCUGGCUCAGAUCAGCGACCUUCAGGCCCAGCUGGAGGAGGCCCUCAAGGAGAAGCAGGAGGUCCAGGAGAAGAUGCAAGCGCUUCAGAGCCAGCUGGAGUUCCAGGAGCAGUCCAUGGUGGAGAAGUCUCUCGUCAGCAGGCAGGAGGCGAAGAACCGCGAGCUGGAGACCAAGCUGGAGUUUGAGAGGACCCAGGUCAAACGCCUGGAGACCCUUGUCGCUCGUCUGAAGGAGAACCUGGAGAAGCUGACGGAGGAGCGAGACCAGCGCAGCAGCAGCGAGAACCGAGAGAAGGAGCAGAACAAGCGUCUGCAGAGACAGAUCCGAGACAUCAAGGAGGAGACGAGUGAGCUUGCCAAAAAGGAAUCCGAGGCCAGCCGCAAGAAGCACGAGCUGGAAAUGGACAUUGAGAGCUUAGAGGCUGCUAAUCAGAGCCUGCAGGCGGACCUCAAGCUGGCCUUCAAGAGGAUCGGGGACCUCCAGGCCGCCAUCGAGGACGAGAUGGAGAGUGACGACAAUGAAGAUCUCAUCAACAGUUUGCAAGACAUGGUGACAAAGUAUCAGAAAAGACAGAACCGAACUCAGGGGGAUUCAGACACAGACUCUGAGCUGGAGGAUCGGGUGGAUGGGGUGAAGUCCUGGUUGUCCAAAAGCAAAGGUUCGGCCAAGAACCUUUCAGACGACGGCAGCCUCAAGAGCUCCAGCUCCACUGGCCGAAGACGCUACUGCUUCAAUGGAUCUGAUGAAGAAGAGGAAGAAGAAGAAAAAGAAGAGGGUGGGGCGACCCCAGGCUCUCACUACUCCAGACACCGAUACGGCAGCCAUGUGAAAGAUGACGACGGCGAGGACACGCCUCACGAGAGCACGUCGUAGUCCUCUCUCCGACUGCGCACACAUCACUCGUUCAUCUGAGACUGUUUGCAUGCAAAGGUCGACCAAAAGGUGUGGUCAGGCAGAAAUUCACAAUCCUGCAGGAAACAUUUAAACACUGUAGAUGCUCAAACACUCAGUCAGAUCCUCGCAGGAUUUGGUCAUAUUUGUUACAAAACCAAGAAACUCAUGCGUGACCUCACUGCACUCUCAGCAGCUCCGUUGUUAACGCCUGCUGGUUGCAUGCAUGCAGCAGUUUAACUCAAGUUAUCAUGGUCAUAACUGAGCCAAAGAACUCAAGGUUGCAGUGCUGAAAGAUUCUCUCUCCUUGUCUCUGUCUCUCUUCUUCAAAUAUAAUACACCACAAUAACAUGUAUUAGCAUUGUACAAUGUAUUUGCCAAAAAGCCUUUGUUAGAAUAUGUGUGCACACUCUUGUACUUAUUGUUAAUGGAGUCGUGGGAAAAGUCCCAGCCUUUUUGUUUCUUCUUCUUCUUUGUUCUUGGGGAUAAGUGCCAUUUGAUGUAAGUGGGCUCCUCCACAGCUGGCUCCUCUGCAGCUGCUGUUCUGUGCGCUGAACGCUUUCUCAUCUUCAUCUGCUCGCCUUUUGUUUGCCUGCAAAGUUUUUCUGCCUUUUGCUGGCAAAUUAUCUCCUCCUUCCAGGGGACGAGGAUUGCAUCGCUGACUGCUGCGAAGCUUUUUUUUUCUCCAUUUGAAUCUCUUGUUUUUGAUGUUUGACACUUUUUGUUUUGCAGAGGACUUUCCGUCAGGCUAAUUACUUUCCCUACGGUUUACCUCUGUAAAACACUUUGUCUUAUCUCUCUUUGACUAAAUACUCGGCAGAAUUCUUCAGUGAUGACAGGACUCUGUCCUCAUGCUUGUCCUUGUGCUUGUCAUCUGUGUUUUAACUAUGACGUGCUUUCCUUCUCUAAAGGGAAUGUACUUGAUGAUAUGCACCACUUAUUUAAUGGUUUCUCACUAAAACUUCAGAUCACAUGGCUUCCCAACCCAGCAUGUUAAAGGGACAGACCGGUGUUUUUCUACAUUUUUCAACUGGCAUCAAAUCACAUGGGAAGACCAAAAUGAAAAGAAAAAUGGAAUUCUCCUCUUCGGAAGUAUUUUGGAGAUUUUAUAGCAUGUGUCUGUCUUCUACACACCAUCAUGACCUUAAACCAUCUACUUUCAGCUUUUCAGAACAUACUGAUGGAAAAAGUGUUGGUACUUCCCAAAAUUCCCAAAAGCUCAGCUAGCUUCGUUGCUAACUUGACAUUGAGAUAUUUCAAAGUUUAUUUCAGAAACAUAUUUUUAUCCCCAAACCUUUUUCAAUAUCAGUCUGAAAAUCAUGACAGCAGUUAGUCCAGCAGCGCUUUUCAGCAUAACAAUGCUGAAUCUAAAGUUAUGGGGCUGUGUGUUCUGGUUUAGGUUUGUAGUCCGAGUACUAUCGACCAUAAGCAUUUCAGCAGCCUUUGGUUAUGUGCAGGCAAACAGUCUGUGUGUAGAGCAAAAAGGGCAGAACGACCUCCACCUAAAUGCAAUCAUUGAACACUUGGUGUUUAAACAGACAUCUACAUAGAAGUGCAUCUAAUGAUCAUCUCUUAGAGGUGUUUUCUCGACUUAAGUUGUUAGACUGUAAACAAAAAAUAAGAAUGAAAAGGGAAGUGUUAGCUGCUAACUGCUGGCUACACCCAAGUUGGCCACCUCGUGUGGAAAAAUUAAACCAAAUGAAGCGCAAAAACCUGCAGUUCCUCGUGUGACCAAUUUAGGCUUGCUGCAAAAUCCAAUACACACCCAUUCUAAAAUGCCCAUUUAAACAGCAGAAAUAAAGAUGUUCACAGCCUGGUACAAGAACCAAACUCAUCAGGUGCGUUGUUGCUUUUCACUAGGAGGCUCAAGGACCCUCCUCAGCUCAACUCUUUGCCUGUUACUAGGUCGACUGAAGGCUAGUUACAGACAGCAUUUCCAUUAUGGCGACCACCAUCAAAGUCUGUUUUAAAAACCAAUGGUUUAAGUAACUCUUGACUGUCUGAUGACUUAUCAUAAGUAGGUAGCCUACGAAAUCAGAGAUUGGUCAAAACAAAACUAGACACAGUCUCUAUUCAGAACUCUCUAGAAUUAAUCUCGCUCUGUUCACCGUUCCUUAUGAAAAGUGAAAAGCUGGAAUUAUGACGAUAGUUAUUGUCCUGUUGGCAUUAUUCAUUGAGUGUCUGACAUGUCAGCAAAUUGCGCCUUGGUCAGCGACCAAAAGCUAAAUCUGUGUUUUGUCAUUGGACCAAUGGAUGCUUGGAACAAACACAGGGUUCAACUCCGAAACAGUGUGAAACAAAUUGUCAAAGUUGGUUUCUACUUAGGCUAUCAGAGUAGAUUGGUAAGUUACACAAGUGAUUAAACCUACAUGUCAGUAACUUCAAAACUUCAAACCAGACGUUGCUUGGUUGUAAUUAUUGCCAAACCCGGUCUCUUAAAUUUGAAACUAUAACCUCAAAUUACUUGUGUAUUAGCACUAACUUGCCCCUGCUGCCUGGCACUUGCUGAAACCUGGAUAGUCAUAUGUUGAAGCCCUGGGCCUUGAGCUUUGCAAGCUGCAGUUUUGAACUUCUCAUUAGUGAGAGUGUGUCAGUCCUGCAGACGAAUCAGCUCAUCACAAUAAUUACCUGAAAUGAUUCUUUCCAUGUGUUUUUGGUGUGAAAAAGAAAGAUGUAGAAAAUCAGCAGCCUCGUUUUUAAAAAGCCUCAUUUUGGUACUCUAAGUGUAUCUUCAUGAACUGGACAUACUCCAUCCUGUUUAAUGAAUACUGUGAACUCAUGCUCUGUGUCUGUGAGGCAUGUCUGUCUGUCUGUUCAACCCGACGAGGCCUCUGAACAGCAAGAAAAAAAAAAAAAGGAGACCUACAUCUUCAUGGUCACUGACAUCCCUCCCUGUGGUCAUGUGUCUGUUGUUCACUGAGUGGCAUUACGCUGUGGUAAUGGUUUGAAAGCCAUUUCAAGUCCAAAAGUGCUUUUGGGGCUGAAAAAAAAAAAAGAGUAAAGUGGAUGUUGUUUGUUGUGGGAGACGUUGGGUGUGAAUCUUAUUACACAUGCUUUUUGUAGACUCUUCAUUUUUAUUCUCUAUGCAGUCGACACGUGUGGAAAUGUUUUUUUUGACCCUGAUGUGUCUGACUUCAACAAAACAAAAAAAUAAAAAAAACAGCAGACGUAAUAUCGCUGACUGCACACACUAUUUAUAUAUACAUGUGUAUGAUCCAUGCUAGCUUUGAAAAUAGUUCAUGUUUAUUUUCAUUAUUGAACAAAUUGACCACUUGUUAUAAAUUUUGCAUUACAGUUUAAUAUAUUGUAAAUAAAUGAUGGUGAUUGUUUUAAAAAGCC